AAGUUUUCUCAACUUUAACAAGAUUUGAUAAUUUUCUUGUUAAAUACAUUACAGUUUGAUGACAUUAUGAUCAUAGUCUUCUUCAAGUUGGAAUUGCGGACGGAUUAAAAAAAAUAAUUAAUUAAUUUGUUAUUAAUUAAAUUAAUAAAUAAAUUAUUGCCACCGUUCCUUAUCUCGCCAUGCACUCAACGUUGGAAUGUUACCAGCUCUAGAAACAAAUUACGGGACGCAGUAUUUACAGCCAGCUUUUAAAUGCAAGACUUUCAGAUGGAUUAUCAUGGACGGUACUUGGUUGUGCUAGAACUUCUUGCCUGUCUUCUGCUGUCUUCGCUGAUACUGCCAGCAAAUGGAGAAACUGCGUCAGUUGAGACCAUCGACAUGGCAGAAGACCUGGCAGAAGAUCUUGCCCAUCCUUGUCACCGGAACUGCAGCGACCAACCGCACGCCAUGGUCUGCAACUAUCAUUUCAAGGCGGAGUGGUACACGACCCUAAGCAAGGCUUGCUACGACUGUCCCGACCCUGCCUCCGACUGCCGGCGGGCCCACUGCGUUGCUGCUGACGGGGUCAAGAGGCCCAUCGUGACCGUCAACAGGAGGAUGCCAGGGCCCUCCAUCCAGGUAUGCCGGGGUGACGAGAUCGUCGUGGACCUGAAGAACGACCUCAUGUCUGACACGACCUCCAUACACUGGCACGGCCUACACAUGCUGGGCACCCCCUACAUGGAUGGCGUGCCCCAGCUCACGCAGUGCCCCGUCGGCCCCGCUACAGUUUUCAGGUAUCACUUCCUGGCCGACAAGGCAGGCACGCAUUACUGGCACUCUCAUUCCGGUUUUCAAAGGGCGGACGGAAUGUUUGGUGCAAUCGUGAUCCGCACCCCCGACGACCUCCUCGCCUCCUACUACGACAUCGACGAUCCAUCACACAUCUUUGUCAUCACAGACUGGCUCGAGGACCUCACCAUGCAGAAAUUUGUCUACCAUCAUCACAGUGUGCACGACAACAAACCCUACAACAUCCUGGUGAACGGUCGGGGGUACGUCGCCCCCCACAUCGUGGGUGACGGGGGGCAUCCUCCCCUCUCCUCCGUCACCGUCUCGCCGGGCCAGCGCCACCGCAUGCGCACGCUCAGCAACAGCAUCCAGAACUGUCCUAUUGAGGUGUCCGUAGACGGGCAUCAAUUGCUGCUUGUCUCCAAAGACGGGUCACCCGUCCAGCCCGUCCUAGGUGGGUCACCCGUCCAGCCCGUCCUAGUUUCAUCGUUCGUGAUCUACGGAGGCGAGCGCUGGGACUUUGUUCUACACGCAAAUAAUUCCGUGGGCAAUUACUGGAUCAAAUUCCACGGCCUCCUGGACUGCGACGACAGGUUCAAGUCUGCUCAUCAGGUCGCGGUCAUACGUUACGAGGGUGCACCCAAUGAGCUGCCCUCUGACGUCACCAACGUCACGUGGGCACAAACUAAACGCGAGGGAUUUCAAGUGAACACGCUGAACAAAGCCCCCGGUGACGGUACAUUCCUCACGGCGGCCGACAUCCACUCGCCGCCGACGAACUUAUCCUACGAAGGAACACCCGACCACGUGUUUUGGCUGGACUUCGACUUCCAUCCCAGCGAUAACGACUUCUUCCACCACGAGGACCACUACCCUUUCUAUAAAGUUAAAGGUUUAUAUGGUACCAGAAGUUCUCAAAUGAACUACAUCAGCCUGCUGCUGCCCCCGGCGCCCCCCCUAUCACAGCCCGGGGACGUGCCCCCCCAGAGCUACUGCAGCGCUGAGCGCCCCCCCGCCACCAAACACAACAACUGCACCCAGGACUUCUGCGGGUGCCUGCACACUCUCACCGUGCGCAAGAACAGUCUCGUCGAAAUGGUCCUCAUCGAUAAAGGUCUGACGUACUACGCUAAUCAUCCGUUCCACCUUCACGGCCACGAGUUUGCGGUCAUCGGGAUGGGCAAGCUGGGCUCGAACACAACACGUCAGGCCGUGCUAGAGCUGGAGAAGAAGCAGCAGCUGAUGCGUAACUUUAAUCGUCCUCCUAUCAUGGAUACAGUGACUGUGCCUGAUGGUGGCUACACUGUCAUCCGCUUCUGGGCCACCAACCCUGGUUACUGGCUGUUCCACUGCCACAUCGCCUUCCAUGUGGAGGUUGGGAUGGGGUUGGUUGUCAAGGUGGGGGAUGAGUCCAUGUUUCCCCCAGUCCCCGAUCACUUCCCCCGAUGCGGGAACUUUGAUCCACCUCGAAAAACCAACUUAAAGAACUCGAUCAGUUCGUGGCUGGCACACCAAGGCGAAGAAAAACAACUCAUCACUUUCCACCUGUUGCCUUCAGUUAACGAAUCUGAAAUAUCUUCUAAUUUAGGUCCUGCUUAUGAAUAUGCGGGGCGCUCUGCAGGUUCAGCUUUGCGCUUCAGUGUCAGAAAUAUUCUGAUGACAUUCAUGACCUUAGUGAUGUUGUUUUCAUUAAACCAAAACUGAUUGUUCUCAGAAAUGUAAUGUAUCCCUAUAUAAUAAAAUGACACAUUUAUUCGAAUUAAACCGUAUCAUUAGGUUUUUACUUAUGUAUAUAGCCGCAUAUUACAAGCGAUGCAUUUAUUAUAGUUGAAUCGCUUGCUAGUUUCACUCGAUUUUAACUUAUUUAAUCACAUAACCUAUCUGAAAAUUGAAUUGAUUCAUUGAUAUCUCAUUUGUUGUUGAAUAGAACAGUUGAUUAGUGGCUAUUGAUUAGAAUUAUCAAUUCUCAUUUAGGAGUUGUAGGCUUAUGAAUAGGUCCACAUUUGAGUGAAUUGAAUAUGAAUGAAUAUGAAUCCCGAUACGUAUUCAAACAUUAUUCUUCUCAGUGAAUUUGUCAUCACUCAUUAUUCUUGUCAGUGAAUUCGACUGCACUCAUCAUACAUGUAAGUGGAGAGCAAUCACUUUCUAAUAUAAGUCGCAAAGUUUCCAUCCCAUUGAAUGUAGCCUUGAUGCAGUCGCUGCUGCUUGUAAAUUUCUCAGUGACAUCGUAACAAAUGGUUGACAAUUUUAUUGAGUUUCCCCUUUGUUCGACCAACAAGUUUGGUUUCAUCUAAAAUAUUUUUGCGAACCAGUAGCGUUAAUUACACUAUUUCAAACGUGGUAAUGUGACUGUUUAACAUUCAUUUAACGUGGUAAUGUGACAGCUUAACGUGUUUUUGACGCUGUGCGCUAAAAAAGUUAGUUGCUUUUUAAUGAACAAAUGAACAAGAAAAGCCACUGCGUAUAUAAUGGCUGAUACUUGAUGCGUCACUGGCCAGUUUCAACACAUUACAAUGUAUACCAGAGACCAGCUUCGUCCAGUUUCAUGGCUUAAUAAAACUGGUCUGAACGUUUUUAAAUAAAAUUUGUCGGAUUUCUCCGGCGCUUUCUUGGCUUCAAAUUUAUUGUCAAUUUACGACUAAAAAAUCAGACGAUUUUAAUGAAUUUAAAUAUGUUUAGGGAAGAAAAUGUUGCUGCUCAUUGCUGUCACCAACUGAUUCUGUCAUCAAUUUUGUUUCUGUAUAGAGAGUUGGCAAUUUAUUUAGCGGUGGCCAAUCUAUGCAAAGAUUUUUUUUGGAUGAGCGAAGAAUUUGGAUGAGCGACUCGUGAUGGAAUUCUAGAAACGAGUAAAUUUGAAUUUGUUAAUUUUUUAACUCUGUGUGCUUGGUGAUCGGCUUUUGAGUUCUUCUUAUUCCCUGUAUUUUAACGUCUUGAGAUUCAUACAAACCUUUUUCUAAUUUAUCGUGGCAUCUCUACAAUUUUCUACAAAAUUCCGAUCAAAUUUGUUUUGUUGUAAAAAGCUUUCUUGUACCUGUUUAUUGGUUCCAUGAGUUUUUCAGUAUUGCAAUAUUAUUAGUAUUUUAAUUUAAUAAUCUCAUAGUCCAUAAAUAGUUUCUAAAAUGUUUUUGUAUGUACAUAAAUCAUAUAGAUUUUAUAAGCUAGUGCAGAAGGUACUCUUAACCUUGGGUGCGACGAAUAAAUUUUCGAAUAGAUCUGUUACGACGAUAACAGAUCUGUUUGAAUAGAUCGGUUACGAUAAUUACCUGCUACAACAGAUCUAUUCGAACAUUUUGUUGGACAAAAUUGGGCCAUAAUGCAUAAUGUUGGAAAUUUUUAUUGUGUAACCAAUAAAAAUGUAAACAUUACUAUAA
Messenger RNA from Hyalella azteca, 4142 nucleotides. Its product is annotated as oxidoreductase OpS5-like. The record is from RefSeq and is a predicted model, not a curated record. Lineage: Eukaryota; Metazoa; Arthropoda; Malacostraca; Amphipoda; Hyalellidae. Gene Ontology annotation, biological process: iron ion transport. Gene Ontology annotation, cellular component: plasma membrane. Bases 253 to 2475 code for a protein of 740 amino acids. Gene Ontology annotation, molecular function: oxidoreductase activity; copper ion binding. The transcript is spliced from 15 exons.